ACCGCGUCGCAGAUGGUUGCGUGCCACAGACAAUAAAAAAUCUGUUUUAAAAAGUUUCACUGAACAAAAAAGUUUUAACACGAUUUAUGAUAUUCGCGGAAACACAAGACGAUUUGUAGUUUAUGAAUUCAGUUUUUUUGUGUAAUGUUCUGUGAUCGUUUGUAGUUGUCACGAAUUUUUCUUAUUACAUAAAUACGAGCCCAGUGUCUAUUUUACUAUAAUCUAAUAAUAUGGUGGAGGCUGAAUGGAUUUGGUGCUUGCGUCGUAGAGUUGUGACGACGGCUGGCUGACAUAAUUGACGGUUGACAAGAUGGCGACUUCCGGUGACGUCACUAUAGCGCAGGAUGGCGGCCAGGGGAAUGUCAAAGCGCAUCCGUACUUGGUGGCUUUAGUACGAUGGUGUGUAUCGUGUCUAUGGAGUACUGCCACGUUGCUAAUACACAGGCUGUUGGCUGGACACGCCCUGAGACCUUCCAUUGCAGCGAGCAAGCCGGUGAAGCAACGAGUGGCCGGCACGGAGCACCUCCAUCCGAUCCCGAAGGUGGAAUGCCAGGUGCUACACGCGCCCACCCAUCACAGCAUCGACGUCAUCUUCGUGCAUGGACUCUGUGGAUCCCUCGGCAACACCUGGAGACAGGGUGACUGGCGGGAGAAGUACGAGCUCGAACCCAGCAGGGUUCCCCUUCUGAGACCUUCACCCUGCCAGUGCAUAGACAAACGAACCCAGAAGAGCUUCGAAAACGACUUCAAAAACAUCGACGACUUGUACAAAUUCAAGAAACUCAUUUCCAACGAUGAAGCGUUUACUACGGAAAAGUUUUUCAACGAAACUCUAGAUCAAGUUGAGAUAUUAGAUAACUUCGAAACGCAAGCUCAGUUCGUUCGUGAUUUAUUCGAAAAUGAGAAUAGAGAAGAGAAGUGUGAAGAAGUGAAGCCAGAAGAAGUGGAUUGUGUGUGCAAAGUGACUGAGGGUAGGCAGUGUGAAGUGGGGUGUGGGUGUGUGUGUGAUGAGUGCUAUUCCACUUGCUGGCCAAGAGACUGGAUUAAGGAAGACUAUCCUGAAGCUAGGGUCAUUUCUAUAAACUAUACUAGCGACCCGUACUUGUGGAGGCCGUUGUGGAUCAAGCAAUGCAAAAGGCUGCGGCUACACGAGAGAGCGGAGCAGAUGACGAAGCAGCUUCUAGAAUUAGGCGUGGGAGAGAGACCGAUCAUUUGGGUCGGCCAUUCGAAAGGGGGACUGUUUAUCAAACAGAUAUAUUGCGAAGCUUACGAAGCCUAUUUGCAGAGUCAAAAAGACAAUAUUUCUAACACCCUCACAAAAACAAACGAAGAAAAAAAUCAAUUUAGAGACGAAAAUGAAACGACUAAUGCUAACGACAUUGAAAAUAAUAACGACAAUGUAAUUAAUGAAAGAAACGAGAAGGCAAUGAACGAGUUAAAUUGUAAUAUUAAUGAAGUUAAUAAUAUUGGAUAUGAAAACGAUAAUGUGUUAAUAGAAGAUAGUGAAAAAGAAAUUGUAACAGAAGAUGAAAAUAAAGAACAAUGUAAUGAAUCCAAUGCAGAUUGUAAAAUUGUGAAGUUGGAAAGAGAAAUUAGUGAAGAAGAUUCGUCUUCAAACAGUCAAGAAGACUCCAGAUCGCAGCAAGCUAGCCUCUGGCUGAACAGUGCCGGAUUCAUGUUCUAUUCAGUGCCGCAUCGAGGCUCCCCGCUGGCGGACAUCAAGACGCCCAUCACGGCUAGAAGCAUUGAGAUCUUGGAAAUCAGUAAAGAUUGCUCCCUCGUCCUGUCCCUGCAGGACCGGUGGUUGAAGGCGACGGACCCGUCCCGGCCGCCGGUUCGGAGCCUGGUGGAGACAUGCAAGACUCUUAUGUCGGUGCUUUGGUUGAGGAUCGUGAGCGUGCCUUCUGCUGACGCAGGCAUAGGCUCUCUAUACGGCGUCCCAGUUGACCACAGAGAGAUAUGCAAGCCGACCAGUCGCCAUUGUAUGCUGUACAAAGAACUGAUGACCCUUAUGCAUGCGGCGCUGAAGAAAUGCAGGUGCGAGAGCGAGACAGAAGAUUCUUUAUCAUCAUCGGAUCAGCCAUAGGACGUCUGCUGAUUCAAACCGGCCAAACUGGGAGAUUCUUAAGAUCAUAGCACACUUAUCAACCUGGAAAGGAAUCAACACUGUAUUGCCUUUCGAGGCGAUUAACGCCCGUAUUCACAAACAUUACUAUGAGGUCUCACAGUGCGUCAACCCACAGGAUGACACGAACCAAUCACAGAGCUCUAUUCGACUAUGUGCGUUCGAUUUGCUGCUUCACUUAAGCAAGCAUCGUUUGUGAAUACGGGCGUAAGAUACGAUGUGGAUAAGUGUGCGUUGCAGUAAGUACGGAGUUUCGUAUAAAGAAUACUCACCGCAGAGUUGAUACGGUUACGAUCCGUUUCCGAGUUGAUAAGUGUGCUUCGUCCUUUAAGCUGGAGCUAACUGGUAUCAGCUAAGGGCAAAAUAAGUCCUAGAAUAAAGUCAAGUGUCCAAAAUUAUGGACAGGUCGAUUUUACAACCAAAAUAAUUUAUUGUGCACGAUUCAGACUUUAACGAAUGCUCUCGAAUUCUUUCACAAGUUGGCGCCUUACCCAGUGGCGCCAACUGAUGAACGUAAAUAUUAUAGAACUGUCCAUUUUGAAUACACUAGUUGGCGCCCCUAUCAAGUAAGGUUCUGUCACUUACCAAGGGGCAAGCGUAAAUAUGAUAGAAAUGUCUCGUUUGUUUGCACAUACCACUUGGCGCCACCCUUAAGUCAUUUGCCGGUUGGCGCCACUAUCGAGUCACUUGCCAUUGGCGCCAACUGAGAUAGCCAGCACGGUACCAUUUAUUUACCAAUUAUUUCAUAGUUACCUCAGAUUGUGAUGCUAAACUUGAUUCCAUUACAGUAAAAAUGUAGUUUUUUCAAUAGUAUGAUUAGACACAUUUAUGUGUUUUGAAUACAAGAAAAAUAUGUAUAGUUACCAUAGUAACAUCGUGACUUAAAAUAGUAAUUAUAUUAUUUAAUUGACCAGCAAUAUUCAUAUAAAUAUAACUAUUUUAUAAGCCAAUCCAAGACGAAAUCGAAUAGUUAUUGUAUUUUUACUAUUAUACCAUAUUUU
Molecule: messenger RNA, 3126 nt
Organism: Ostrinia nubilalis (European corn borer)
Lineage: Eukaryota; Metazoa; Arthropoda; Insecta; Lepidoptera; Crambidae
Exons: 10
Coding region: 311-2086 (591 amino acids)
Source: RefSeq, a predicted model, not a curated record